AUGAAUGAAAUCUUUCCAUACCUUGUACCAACUGAUAAUAGUUUUACAGAGUAUUGUGGCUAUAUAGUUUGGAAUAAUAAACAAUAUCCUGUAGAGAUUGGAUUUGCAAAGGAAAAGACGACGAUUGAAGAAUGUAAAUUUAAUUGUUCCGAAGAGUUGAGUGAAAUACUAUCACCUUUUUUACCAACUAUCAAGAAUAGAUUACAACAAUCAAAUGAUACUCAAUCUUUUUUAUUAGAAUUUAAAGAUAUAUUGAAUAGAAUAAAAACACAAAAAGAAAAUGAAAAAGAAUCAUUAAAGAAUGUAUUACCAUUUGAAGUAUAUACAUUGGUAUUAAGAGAGAUUGAUCAAAUAGGAUGGAACAGAGUAUUAUCGAUUGACAAGUCAUUUUGUAAUAUGGAGAUUGUCAUUAGAGAUCAAGCAAACAGAGAUGUAUUGGUAGAUAUAGCCGUACCAAGUAAUUAUCCAGUUGGUAUGCCAUUGGUUAAAUGUCUUUUACCGUGUAACAUUGUUCCACCAAUGAUGGAGAGAGAUUCAAAGUAUAGUUUACCAAAUAUCAUAGACUACAUUCAAGCAAUCGUAGUCAAACAUCAAACAUUCUUUGACGUGAUGGAUGAGAUUGACAAGUCUGUUUGGGUCAUUGAACCAGAGAAACCGAAUCGAUCACAUAUCACUCGUAGAAUUGUUGUAGCAAACAACUGCACACUGCUCAUCAACAUCAACCCAAUCAACCCUCGUUCAUUCCCAGAUUUUCAAUGUGCGAUUUGUUAUUCUCAUCGAUUAGUGUCAGAAGAUAUCAACAACAACAACGCUUCAUCCACAUCAUCCUCUGGUACGAUACCUGAUAAAACAUGUAACAAUAUCCAAUGCAAUCGACAAUUCCAUCGAGUUUGUCUUUUGGAAUACUUUAAGACUUUACCAAAUUCUAGAAGUGCAUUCAAUUCAACAGUGGGCGAUUGUCCUUAUUGCCAAACUCAAUUAUCUUGUCAAACAAAUUAA
Molecule: messenger RNA, 999 nt
Organism: Cavenderia fasciculata
Lineage: Eukaryota; Evosea; Eumycetozoa; Acytosteliales; Cavenderiaceae
Exons: 4
Coding region: 1-999 (332 amino acids)
Biological process (GO): protein monoubiquitination; interstrand cross-link repair
Cellular component (GO): nucleus; Fanconi anaemia nuclear complex
Molecular function (GO): ubiquitin protein ligase activity
Source: RefSeq, a predicted model, not a curated record